AUGCAGCCUACGGCGGCUCCAACGAUGCAGCCUACGGCGGCUCCAACGAUGCAGCCUACGGCGGCUCCGACCAUGGCGCCUACGAUGCAGCCUACGGCGUCUCCGACCAUGGCGCCUACGAUGCAGCCUACGGCGUCUCCGACCAUGGCGCCUACGAUGCAGCCUACGGCGUCUCCGACCAUGGCGCCUACGAUGCAGCCUACGGCACCAACCGCCACCUGGACGGAGCAAACCGCCGCUGGUACCCGUGGCUGGGACUCGAUCGCGUCCUCCUCGGAUGGCACAAAACUUGCCGCCACGGUCUAUGGAGGCGCCAUCUGGACGUCGAUCGACGCGGGCGUCAGCUGGGAGGAGCGAGCCACCGCUGGUACCCGUAACUGGAACUCGAUCACGUCUUCGUUGGAUGGAAUGAAACUUGCCGCCGUGGUAUAUAACGGCGUGAUCUGGACGUCGACCGACGCGGGCGUCAGCUGGACAGAGCGAGACGCCGCUGGUACGCGUAACUGGAUGUCGAUCGCGUCGUCGUCGGAUGGCAUGAGACUUGCCGCCGUGGUUUUAAGUGGCUCGAUCUGGACAUCAACCGACACAGGCUCCAACUGGACGGAGCGAUUAGACGAGGCUCCACGUGACUGGUACUCGAUCGCGUCCUCGUCGGAUGGCAUGAACCUUGCCGCCGCGGUGCUUGCAGAGUCCAUCUGGACUUCAGCCGACGCAGGCGCCAGCUGGACGGAGCGAACCACCUCUGGCUCACGUGACUGGUACUCGAUCGCGUCCUCGUCGGACGGCAUGAUCCUUGCCGCCGUGGUGAAUCAAGGGUCUAUCUGGAAGUCCACCGACACGGGUGUCACCUGGACGGAGCAAAUCGCUCCUGGCACAGGUAACUGGUUCUCCAUCGCGUCGUCAUCGAAUGGCACGGAACUUGCCGCCGUCGUGCAAGGUGGCGCAAUCUGGACUUUUGGGUAGGCAUGUGCAAGUGGCUGGGUGAGAACAAGAGAUCUAGCUCCUUUCACAUCCC
Molecule: messenger RNA, 1015 nt
Organism: Nannochloropsis gaditana CCMP526
Product: glycosyl hydrolase
Exons: 7
Coding region: 1-963 (320 amino acids)
Molecular function (GO): protein binding
Source: RefSeq, a predicted model, not a curated record